UGGCAGCGGCGGGGGCGGGGCGGGGCAGCGGCCGGCCAGUCACCUGUCACUAUGGAGAGUGGGAAGAUGUUCGCAGAGGCAGUCCGUCUAGCAAAGGAAUCUCACCCUAAAACAACCACAAAGACGGUUAAAUAUGGAACAGCGGGAUUCAGGACGAAGGCUGAGGAGCUGGACUUUGUCAUGUACCGCAUGGGCAUCCUGGCAGCCAUGCGGUCCAGGGACACACGGGCGGCCAUUGGUGUGAUGAUCACCGCCUCACACAACCCGGUGCCUGACAACGGAGUGAAGCUGGUGGACCCUCAGGGGGAGAUGCUUGCCCCCGCCUGGGAGGCACAUGCCACCACGCUGGUCAAUGCCACUGAUGAUGGCAUUGCUGCAGCACUGGAGGCCAUCACCAGCGCUGCCAAGAUCAACACUGGCAAUGCUGCACUUGUCAUUGUCGGCAGAGACACAAGGCCCAGCAGCAACGGCCUGCGUGAUGCUGUGCUGGCUGGUGUGGCGGCGGUGGGUGGUGAGGUGAAGGACCUUGGCGUCGUUUCUACACCUGUGCUUCACUACAUGGUGACCUGCCACAACGAUGGGGGCGAGUAUGGUGAGCCAACCAUUGAGGGAUACUACAAGAAGAUAUCUCAGGCCUUUGUCAGUCUUCGGUCUGGCGGCGCCUGCAAUGGAAACUAUGAACCGGUGAUCUUGUUUGAUGGGGCGAAUGGCGUGGGAGCACUGGCCAUGGAGGAGUUCACCAAGCACUUGCAGGAUGCCCUCAAGGUCACCAUGUACAACAAGGGCGAGGGCGUCCUCAACCACCUGUGUGGCGCUGACUAUGUCAAGGUCCAGCAGAAGUGGCCUGAGGGUGUGCCCAAGACACAGAAUGUGAGGUGUGUGUCAGUGGACGGAGACGCUGACCGUGUGAUGUACAGCUUUGUGGACGGCAGCGGCCAGUACUACAUGCUGGACGGGGACAAGAUUGCUACCUUGGUCGCUGGCUACUUGAAGGAGUUGGUAGCAGGGUCUGGGUUGAAGCUGAACCUUGGCCUGGUCCAGACUGCCUAUGCCAAUGGAGCAUCCACAGCCUACAUCACAGACAAGCUUGGCGUGCCUGUGGCUUGCGUCAAGACCGGCGUGAAGCACCUCCACCAUGCUGCCCAGGACUUCGAUAUUGGUGUUUACUUUGAGGCAAAUGGUCAUGGUACUGUGAUUGUCUCCAGCUCUGCCAGACAAGCCAUCAAGGAAGCUGCCAAGGCUAAGAACGCUCAGGCAGAAAAGUUGGCUCAGGUGCUUGACGUCAUCAAUGAGUCAGUCGGGGAUGCCAUCUCCGACAUGUUUCUGGUGGAGACGGUACUUCAUGCUCGUGGUUGGUCAGCGCUGGACUGGAACGCUGCCUACACUGACCUGCCAAACAGACAAAUGAAGGUGAUGGUGGCUGACAGGGCUGUGAUCACCACGACUGAUGCUGAGCGAGUCUGCGUCACACCAGCAGGCUUACAAGACACUAUCAAUAAAAUUGUUGCCAACUUCCCAAAAGGCAGAUCCUUUGUGCGGCCUUCAGGCACGGAAGAUGUUGUUCGAGUGUAUGCCGAGGCCUCAACUCAAGAGAACACGGACAGUCUAGCGGUGCAGGUGGCGUGUGCGGUGUAUGAGCAGGCUGGUGGUGUGGGGGACAGACCAAAGCCUCCCUGUUAACAUCAUGUCUGUGUCUCAAUGAACACUGCAGUGAGAGGUGUCCAGUAUUGUUUCCUGAGAUAAGUUUGGGGUGCUUUCUAAGAAUCAUGGGAUAUUUUUGUCUUCAGCUUGUCAUAAUUGAUUGAAUUUUACUGCACAGUACAGUGUGAGGCUAUCGAGUUUAAGUGAUUGGUCAGUUUACCACACAUGAAUUGUAAGGCAUUUAAGAUUAAUUUGAGGCUAUAUUCCUUAUUAAUUGGUGCUGGGACUUAAGAUGCCAUUACUUAAGUUGGUGGUGGAAACAAUCUUGGCCAUUACAUAAGUUGGUGGUGGAAACAAUCUUGGCCAUUACAUAAGUUGGUGGUGGAAACAAUCUUGAUUUGCUUUACAUUGUAUAUAGGAGGUGUGGGUUUUGAAUGAUAAUGGUCUUCCCUGAAUGACUCCAGAACUUGUCUGUCAAAAUAUUUUGUUGAAUGACGUGAGCUUGUGCAUUCUGGAUGUGGAAGUAACAUUGGCCCUUCUUUCUCCUGGGUUGUGUUCCCUGGAGGCUGGAGGGCAUACAGCAAUUUAUUUGUAAGCAUUCUUACGAUAUUUCUUACUUUGUCACUACAUUCCUUUGCAUGAAGUAGAGCACAUUGAGUUGUUUCAGAGGUAUUGUGGAGCUGUGUUUGGACUGAGUGCCUUACUGUGAGAGUUGACACCACAGUUGGGCAAGGUAAGCUGCCAAGUCUCACUGUUUGUAUUGCCGACCAUUAGGGAUGAUCGGAAGAUGCGCAAUGUGUAGCAGGUAGAUUUUUUAUACUGUGGAACUCGGUGCUUUUUAUGGGGCGGUGUUGUAUUUUUUUCUUCCAAAUCAUGCGUGUGACACGAUCACUUUGUAUAUGCAUAUUUGUACUACACUUUUAUGGUUAGUAAUUUUGUUGAUGUAAUGGCUCCAGUUCUGUCUUUGUGAUAUGCAGUUACUUCUGGUAAUGUUAGGUAUUUACUGAAUGCAAAAUGUUUUUUAACUGGAUGAAUCUUAGCCUGUUAGGAAUGAUGUCCAAUGAAUCUUAGCCUGUUAGGAAUGAUGUCCACAAUCACAGAGAAAGUUUGAAGCAUCUCAUACAGGUUACUCUCCAGUCCUUAGCCUUGAGUUAUGAAAAAAUUAUUUUAAUGUGAUUUAUUCUCGCAAGAUUGGAUAUAGUUAAUAUGACAGACAGAAAUUAUUGCAGCUGUUGACAGUACUCUCAUUCUAUUUUACUUUCCUGAGGAUGAUGGCCUGCAGGCUUGUGGGUCUGGACUCGUGGGUGUUUGAGAUGCUUCAGCAUAAUACUUCAAGGGUAAUUAAAGGAAGACUGUGUCAGUGAGUGAGAGCAUGUACUUAAUUAAGUAUACUCCUCUGCGCUGUGAAGCUCCAUGACAGCUAGGUAGAGUAGUGGUUAAGUAGGUUGUUGCGAGAAAGCAGCAGUAAAAUAUUUAUAUAUUUUCAAUAAUAUAUGGGUACACACACACCAGUGAGGAAAAAAGUAUCAUAAUCACUUACGUUGUACAACAGAGAACUUGUUGGUGGUAUGUGUGAGGCACAGAUGCCAACCUUGCCUCUACACUACAUAUGAGGCCACACACUGGUUCUCUGCACUUGGUCACUUGUGUGUAUCAUCUCACCUGACUGGUUGUUUUCAGUACAAGGAUAAUGGAUAAUGCUGCUGAUUAGCUUGCACAGUUAGUUACUUUGAGCUGCUUUUGUAUUUGUUUCAUAAAAGUACUGCAUUAUCUAAAUUUUGGUAGGAAUGCAAAGUUAAUUUCCUGCUUAUCUUAAAAAAUGUGUGUAGACCAAUUAGCAGUUAAAACAUCACACAUCCUGUUUGCAUAAAAUGCCACAAUCAUCUUAAGGUCCAGAACAUAAUAUAAAUACAGAAAAGUACCCAAACUG
Portunus trituberculatus (swimming crab) is the source of this 3571-nucleotide messenger RNA. RefSeq names its product phosphoacetylglucosamine mutase-like (gene nst). Gene Ontology annotation, biological process: carbohydrate metabolic process; UDP-N-acetylglucosamine biosynthetic process. Gene Ontology annotation, molecular function: phosphoacetylglucosamine mutase activity; magnesium ion binding. The coding region runs from base 52 to 1680 and encodes 542 amino acids. The record is from RefSeq and is a predicted model, not a curated record. Lineage: Eukaryota; Metazoa; Arthropoda; Malacostraca; Decapoda; Portunidae. The transcript is spliced from 9 exons.